CCUCACAUCACCAGCUUCAUCGUCCUCGACUCACAUCAUACACACAUCCUCAAAAUAUUUUGGAUUGAAGCAUACUGUCAUCAAAAGUCGCCUUUGAGCAUUUCCUUCCGGCAUCAACCAACUCAAGCCAACUUUGAACCAACCCAACCAAACCACACCACAAACCCUCCCACCAUGCUCAAUCUCAACCACCUUCUCCUCCUCGCCACAGUAGCAACCCUCCCCUUCUCCACCACCGCCGCACCCACAACAACCACCACCAACCCAACCCCCAACCUCACCCACCCCUCCCCCGUCACCACCCACACCGUCAUCGCCGGCCGCGGCGGCGGCGGCCUGCGCUUCGACCCGGACAACAUCGUCGCCGCCGCCGGUUCCGUCAUCGAGUUCCACUUCCUGCCCGCCAACCACAGCGUCGUCGAGGCCGCCUUCGACGCGCCCUGCGUGCCCAAGAACGACACAUCCUUCGACUCGGGGUUUUUUCCGGUUGCUGCGAGCGCUGAUGGCGCGGCCGUGCAGUCGGGCGAGGUGUUUCAGUUCGUGGUGGGGGAUGAGGAGAGGCCGGUGUGGUUUUAUUGUGCGCAGGGGAGGCAUUGUAUGGGGGGGAUGGUGGGGGUGGUGAAUCAGGGGUUUGGUGGUGCCGAGGGGGGGAAGACGUUGGGGCGGUUUAGGGAUGCGGCGAAGGGGUUUGUGGGGGUGAGUGCUUCUCAGGGCGCGGUGCAGGGUGGGUGGAGGGGGGAGAACCCGAAUCCGUUGGCAGGGUUUUGA
Chaetomium fimeti is the source of this 768-nucleotide messenger RNA. RefSeq lists its product as uncharacterized. The record is from RefSeq and is a predicted model, not a curated record. Lineage: Eukaryota; Fungi; Ascomycota; Sordariomycetes; Sordariales; Chaetomiaceae. The transcript has a single exon. Bases 175 to 768 code for a protein of 197 amino acids.